CUACUGAUAUCUCGUUUGACUUGUACAAAAAAUAUCCUAGCGUUUAAUGUUUAAAAGAAUUUAUUGCUUUAUCUUUGGUGUUGAUGACAAAUUUAGUGUCGAGUUUCAUAUCGUACACAAUCAGUGCGCGUUUUUCUUGUCCCGACAACCUGUUAUCUGCGAGGUGGUCGCGUCAAAUAUUGAUUAUUUCGUGAAGCCGGCUGCGGCCGACGCCGCUGAGAUCGUUGGUUCUCUUUGGACGUUGGUGCAUAUUUCGAAAAAAACAAAGAGUUGUAAAAAACGAUUCGUUCGCCGUACCAUCUCGGUGUCAAUGACCUCUUUACAAGGGAAUUCGUCUUGAGUUUCUUUUUCCACUGAUCUUAACCUUUAGCUAUGGUAUGGCAGGAUCUAGCUUCGCUUCCAACAAAGAUAGAAAUCAUGAAUACAGUGGCUAUGGAGAUGAACCUCGACGUAAGAGGGAGGACAAUAAUAAACCGAAUCACGUGCUUUUGUUCACAAUUAUCAACCCCGUUUACCCCAUCACAGUGGAGGUAUUACACACAAUUAGUACAUCUAGCGGACAAGUUCAGCGCAUCGUUAUCUUCAAGAAAAAUGGCGUUCAGGCCAUGGUUGAGUUCGAUUCAGUGGAGUCAGCGACGAGAGCGAAAGAAACUCUUCAUGGUGCCGACAUAUAUUCAGGAUGCUGUACACUGAAAAUUGACUUCGCUAAGCCAACAAAAUUGAAUGUCUACAAAAACGAUACUGAGAGUUGGGACUACACGACGCCAGCAUUGGGAUCAAGCACGCAUAAAAAUGACGCAACGGGAAAUGGAAGACCAGCUCCACUUUUAGCAGAGCCCAGGUAUGGAGCAGCACCACAACCAUACGGUUUACGUGUUCCAGGGUCUACACCGCAAGUUACGUUUCCCCCAGGCGCAGGACAUGAUCGUUAUGAAGAGACCUUCAAUGGUCCAACGACAUACGCGGAGCCAUACGUUGAACGAUAUGGACUUAAAAGUGAUUUUGGAAGUCGAGAGCCAUUACAUCCCACACCACCUCGGCCGGGUUACGUGCCGACUUUGGGUCAAACACCGCCGACAAGUACACAAGGUUCCGUAAUGAUGGUCUAUGGAUUACAGCCCGAUAAAGUCAAUACCGACAAACUCUUCAAUCUUUUCUGUCUUUACGGCAAUGUCACGAAGGUGAAAUUCUUAAAAACAAAGGAAGGUUGCGCAAUGAUCCAAAUGGGAGACAGCAUAGCUGUUGAAAGGUGUUUGCAGAAUCUGAACAAUGUCACAAUUGGUACGGAUGGCAAACUUCAAUUAGGAUUCUCGAAGCAAGCUUUCCUUUCGGACGUCACAAAUCCUUACAUUUUACCGGACAAGACAGCCAGUUUCAAGGACUUCACAGGAAGCAAGAACAACAGGUUUUUAAAUCCAGCGAUGGCCAAUAAAAAUAGGAUACAGCCACCAUCGAAGAUUGUUCACUUCUUCAAUACUCCACCUGAUCUAACUGAAGAAACUGUGAAUCGCGUCUUUGUGGAACGAGGCAUAGAAGCACCGACAACAGUCAAGCUAUUUCCUCUGAAAUCCGAACGGUCGUCGUCCGGUCUUAUUGAAUUCAGUAGUGUCGGUGUUGCGGUAGCUGCCAUAAUGGAGUGCAAUCACACCGCCCUCGAGAAUAGCAACGGUAAAUUCCCUUAUAUAAUGAAAUUGUGUUUCUCAUCGUCGCGCACCAUACCGACGAGUUUUCCACCAAGCAGUGGAAGUGCGUCCAGUAAUUCCGCCGGAAAUGGCCACACCAAAAUGCAGCAAGACUCGGAAUAGAACGGCGAGGCCCAGGGCCAGCGUCAGCGUCAACGCCAGCGCCCCUCUCUCGCCCUGCACCAGCUCUGUGCCCCGACGAGUAGCACGGCCCUGCAUCCAGCCACGGCGAUUACGCUGUCCCCGGUUAUGCCUCCCGUGCCUCCACCACUUCCUCCCACGUGUCUCUUGAUUGCCACUCCAACUCUCUAUCCUACGGUGCAACCACCGCCACCCCCGCCUCUUCCAACAUUUUGGCACUACUAAAUUAUCAAAACCAAAAAAAAAGAAACCAGAAAAGAAAAUUCCAAAAUCUCUCUCCCCAACAAAAAAACAAACAACUUUCCCCUAAGUUUUUAAUUUACCACACAUGGAUUUAAAAAAGCAAAACCGGAUUAAAAUCCCCUGCCGAUUUGGACCAGACUGAAGUUCCGGAUGAAAUCCACUCGUGUGCCGCUCUCUUUAAAAAAAAGCAGAAAUAAGUCAUGAAUUUUUUUUCUUUUCUAUUUCUGGGGACAAAUCAAUUUCACCAAAAAAAGCAAAUAUAUUCCAAUGAAAUGACUUUUACCCAAUAUUAUUGACAAAUAAAAGCAAUGUCUGCAAAACUUGAGUGAAACACUCAAUAAAAUAUCUUGUACAAAGUAUCAUUUUAUGACAAAAAAUUUUUUUUUACCAACUCUUUCAACUAUUUGAAAAAUCCAUUUUUUGACAAACUGCCCGUAAAGGAACGAACUCAAUUCUGCAAACAUUGCUUCAUUUGGAGUCGUUCGCCGACGCACGAUGACUCUAAAAAGAAAAAAAUAACCCUGAAGAGAAAGUUUAGCAGUGUUUAUCCGACAUACCAAAACUGCGAUUAUCGCCCAAUACAUAUCAGUUGAAAAAAACUGUCCACAGCUCGGAAAAUUAGAGAGAGAGAGAGAGGGAGAGCAUCAUUAAAAGGAGGAAAGAGAGAGGAAAGCACAAGACAGUAGGAAGUUUCUUGCAUAUCAUUUUUAUUUCCAUUCAUUGCAUCUAAUUGAUAUUAAAACUCCACAAUUAGAACCAAUUCGAAUUAUAUUAAUUAUUAAACAUGAAUAUAUUAAUUUUGUUACUAUAAAUCGAUCAUAAAAUUGAAUAUUACGAAAAUAUUCGAUAUUCGAAAAUAUUCGAAAAUAUCCCCAAAACUGAAUAUUACAAGAAAUAUUCAAAUAAUCGAAUAUUAGAAAAAAAUAUUCAAAAAAAAUUGACUAUUACGAAAACAUUCAUCAUGUAAAAAUCGAAUUAUUUUUUUUUUUAAAGCAAAAAGUGAGAGAAAUUUUUUUUAGUGAAUCGACUUAAAGGGGGGGGCAAAAUAAAAAUCCUAGGAAUUGUAUCGAUAUCUAUGAAAUUGGUACGUCAUCUAGACUGCUAACAGAAAGAAAAAAAAGAAUCUUAAAAGGUUUUACAAAAAGAAGAAAACGUAAUAAAAAUCGAUUUUCUCGGAAACUCCGAAGCUGUAGUGUUCAGGGUGCGACGAAUCGGUACACUCUCUGUUUCGCUGUUAUAAGAGAACCAGAAAUUUACUGCUCGUUCAAAUCAGUUUCGAGAAACUGUGAAUUGAAUUUUAUAUACAAAAAAAAAAUAAUAAUUAAAUAAUAAUGUCGAUGAUUAGUGUUCUUCGGCAAUAUUUUGUCAGGCCGAGGAAUGUUUUAUAUAAGAAAAGGUUUUAGAUCUCUGAAAAAUUACGAAGUGAACCAAAAUAAAAACUUGGCCAUACGUAAAAAUAAGAGAUUUUUUUCGAGGGGAAUAAAAAAAAACCCCCCUCAAAAAAGUGCGCGAGAAAUAUCCGCCAAAUUGUCCAUUGAUUGCAAGAGUGAGAGAAAGAGAAAUAGAGAGAGAGAGAGAAAGAAAGAGAAUGAAAGAAUGGGAGAGAUCUUUAAAAAAUUGAAAUAUUAAACUUAAAUAAGAAAAAAAAAAAUUUAUAUUCGAGGCAAUAUUUGUUACAAAUGCAACUAGAAAAUAAGUUGUAAACUUCAUAGAGAACUUCAUUAUAGGAAAAAUUUUAUUUAUUUAUUUUUUUUUUGUUUUGGUUGGCGAAGAAAAAGAUUUUUAUCGAAUAAUAAUGAAUGAUUCAUCUUUUGCAUCGAUGUUGGUGGGCGGAUGUCUUUCGGAUUUUUCCAUCCUCUCGCGUUUAUCGAGGAUUUUAAGCCUAACGAGGCACUAACUAGCAGUUUCACAUUAAUCCACCUGCGACGUAACAAUUUCAAUUUCCGAUUUUUAUUAUUUCUACAUACGUACACGAAAUGCAGUUUGCUUUUAUGAUGCCGUUACAAAGUUUUCGAAGCGGGGCACAUGAACCGUCAUUAACUUUAAUGGUCAUUUUGAAAAUUUCCAAAGUCAUUUUACAUU
This is a messenger RNA of Leptopilina heterotoma, 4148 nucleotides long. RefSeq names its product heterogeneous nuclear ribonucleoprotein L (gene sm). Gene Ontology annotation, biological process: mRNA processing; regulation of RNA splicing. Gene Ontology annotation, cellular component: nucleus. The coding region runs from base 378 to 1805 and encodes 475 amino acids. NCBI's taxonomy places the organism in Eukaryota, Metazoa, Arthropoda, Insecta, Hymenoptera, Figitidae. The record is from RefSeq and is a predicted model, not a curated record. The transcript has 11 exons. Gene Ontology annotation, molecular function: mRNA binding.